Messenger RNA from Pelobates cultripes (western spadefoot toad), 195 nucleotides. The record is from the annotation of a GenBank genome assembly. Lineage: Eukaryota; Metazoa; Chordata; Amphibia; Anura; Pelobatidae.
AUGGUCAGUUUGUCCAUCAAGGUGCUUAGCCCACUCCGCAGGGUGAAAAGUGGUAUGGCUUCUGGAAGCCUGUCCAUCGUGCCUCGAGGGGGUAGUCCAGUGGUUCUCUGCUGGAUUGGAGACCCUUCCUGGUCUGCUGAGAUGCCUUCUCCGGCCAUGAGGUUGACUAACUCUCCCUGCUGCAGUCCACCUCCG